AAUUUGCUGGCAGUGACGGUGGUAAAGGCAGGAUGAUGGAGAACACGGCACUGGAAAGUUUAAUUGAGAUGGGCUUCCCGCAGAACCGAGCAGAGAAGGCCCUGGCGCUGACAGGAAACCAGGGGAUCGAACAGGCUAUGGAUUGGUUGGUGGAACAUGAGAACGAUCCCAACCUGGACGAGCCCUUCACAGCCCCCCAAGGUCCCGUUCCAGACGCCGAGGAACCCGCCAAAGGAACGACGCCGGAUUCGGAGCAAGGAGGGUCAGGUGAGCUGGCCGAAGGAGAGACACAGCGUCCCCUGACGGAAGAGGAAAAGCAGGAACAGACGAAAAGGAUGAUGGAGCUGAUCAACCAGAAGCAGAAGGAGCGCGAGGAGCGGGAGAAGCGGGAGACCAUCGAGCGGGAGAAGCAGCGCCGGAAACAAGGCCAGGAGCUCCUCCUCAUCCGCCAGAAGCUGCAGGAGGACGAGAUGAAGAAGCUGGCCGAAGAGAGGCGGAGGGAGAAGAUGGAAGAGAAGCUGGCCAAGCAAAGAGUGCGGGAGAAGAUAGAACGAGACAAGGCCGAGAGAGCCAAGAAGUUUGGCUGCAGUAGCGCUACCCAGGCCUCCCCCGUGACUGACCAGAUGGAGCCCAUGCUUAUCUCCUCCCCCAGCCAGGAGCUCCCCGCAAGCAAGCGAGAAUACGAUCAGUGCAAGAUACAGGUGAGACUCCUGGAUGGCACCUCUUUGACUCACACCUUCAAAGCCAAGGAGCAACUGGCAGCCGUGCGGCUGUAUGUGGAGCUGAACCGCAAAGAUGGUGUCGAAGACCCUUUUCACCUCCUGACGAGUUUCCCCCGGCGGGUUUUCACUGAGGAAGACAUGGAAAAGCCCCUGCAGGAGCUGGGCUUGGUGCCUUCCGCCGUGUUGAUAGUGGCCAAGAAGGGGAACAGCUGAGCGGCUCUCUUCGCUUGCAACGAACGGUCGGUUCGUGCCGGUUGUUGGAGGCUGACCUAGCCUGUAGUCACUGGGUGCCACCGUAGCGCGCCAGCCCUGCCCCCCCCUUCUCCCCAGAGACUCUGAAACAGCAGCCCCUUAACCCAGGGAUACUGAAACAGACAUUAUGUGGGUAGAAGAGUUGGAGAGGAACCAGGAUUUGCAACUGGAUACACCCCCCAAAGCCAGCCCUGAAUAAAAACCUCUUCACUCUGGUG
Molecule: messenger RNA, 1192 nt
Organism: Notechis scutatus (mainland tiger snake)
Lineage: Eukaryota; Metazoa; Chordata; Lepidosauria; Squamata; Elapidae
Source: RefSeq, a predicted model, not a curated record